Molecule: messenger RNA, 971 nt
Organism: Lacerta agilis (Sand lizard)
Lineage: Eukaryota; Metazoa; Chordata; Lepidosauria; Squamata; Lacertidae
Gene: VAMP7
Product: vesicle associated membrane protein 7
Exons: 9
Coding region: 255-914 (219 amino acids)
Biological process (GO): exocytosis; vesicle fusion
Cellular component (GO): SNARE complex; membrane
Molecular function (GO): SNARE binding; SNAP receptor activity
Source: RefSeq, a predicted model, not a curated record
GCUGCGGAAGCUCACGUGCUGUGUUUGCUUGUCCUCCGAGAGACGCGACGCGGGUACGGGGAAGAGAAACGGGGUUCCGGGCGGGCGCCCAACCAGAAUCUUAUCUAAAGGCAACCCGUUCAUAUUUUGCAAGAGUUGUCGUAUCUUCUAUCCAUUGAUCAAAGGGCGUGUAGGAAAUCUAGGGUGAGGAUACCAGGCUGCUUAACCCACAUAAUCCCCACCCCCAAGAAUCCUUGGAACUCCAGCCUACAGCCAUGGCUAUCCUGUUUGCAGUUGUAGCCAGGGGCUCCACGAUCCUGGCCAAACACGCUUGGUGUGGAGGAAACUUCCUGGAGGUGACGGAGCAGAUCCUGGCCAAAAUACCCUCUGAGAACAACAAACUCACCUACUCCCAUGGAAACUAUCUGUUUCACUACAUCUGCCAGGACCGGAUUAUAUACCUCUGCAUCACUGAUGAUGACUUUGAGCGUUCCAGAGCUUUCACGUUCCUGAAUGAAAUCAAGAAGCGGUUUCAGACCACCUAUGGCUCCCGUGCACAAACAGCUCUGCCAUACGCCAUGAACAGCGAGUUUUCCAGUGUUCUGGCUGCACAGCUGAAGUACCACUCAGAGAACAAGGGCCCUGACCAGGUGGCAGAGACACAGGCCCAGGUGGACGAGCUGAAAGGGAUCAUGGUCCGCAACAUAGAUCUGGUGGCCCAAAGGGGAGAAAAGCUGGAGUUGCUGAUAGACAAAACUGAAAAUCUUGUGGAUUCGUCCGUCACUUUCAAAACUACCAGCAGAAACCUGGCUAGAGCGAUGUGCAUGAAGAACCUCAAGCUCACCAUCAUAAUCACCAUAGUAUCCAUUGUCAUAAUCUACAUCAUUGUGUCAGCUGCUUGUGGUGGGCUCUCGUGGCCGUGUGUCCACAAGUAGCUGUUGGAACACGUCUACAUGAGAGCACACGUGAGCAAGAAUUUCUGAAGGAACGAC